AUGCUCAUUCCAUCCAACGGCUCACAUUUCUUCUCUCUUUCUCUCUCCUUCAAAAAAAAUGAUCCCAAAGGCAAAACGCAUUCUGGCUGAAAUUCUCUGCUUCUUCUUCGUCACUGCCCUUCACUGAUUCCUCUUUCAUUUCGUUUUUUUCUCUUCCAAAAUCUUAGGUUUUGAUCUGUCACUUUGAUCUUUGACUUCCAAUUUGUUUGAUUCAAACGUUGUUGCGGUCAACUCUGGUAAAAGUAAUUGUUUUUGUGCUGGUGAGGUUCCAGUUUUAAGAUCUGUAUAGUAAAGUUUGUUUCUUUUUUGAAAAACAAAGGUAUAUACAUGUGAUGAGUUUUGCUCUCCUGUUAGCUAGGGUUUUCUUUCUGAAAUUGAUUUUCUGUUUUAGUGGGGGGCUUAGUUUGAUACAAAGUUUGGAACUUUACUGUGUGGUCGGCUGCGAAAAUUCGUUUAUGUUAAUGGGUAUGCAAGUUGAGCCAUGGAUUAUGUGAUUCAGAUUAGAUUUAGGUUUUUUCUGAGGAUAAUCGUGAUGCUUUACUGUUAUUUCUAAAAAAAUCUUGCCUUUUCGUUUUAAUAUUUUGGAGCUAGAUUGGAAUGUUUUGUUCUUGAGUCCUUUGGUGUCUCUUUUAUGGAUGGUUGCUUCUUGAUUUUAAGAUGAAGCCUUACUUUGACACUUUGUUCAGUUCAGGUUUUUGGGUUUGUCUUAUCUGAUAAUCUGGAGUGGAGCUAAGUCAAGAUGCCGUGGGUUUCCUUGUUUGUGGAUCACAAAAGAAAUUGUGUUCGCUUGGUGGUGUUUUUUCGUGUGAUUCUGUAAAUUAUUUUGCUCAGUGCAGUCCCAUUAGGUUGCAAAGGAACUCUUUUUUAGUUUUUCUCCAUUUCAUUUCCAAAGCUGUUGGGGGAUUUGAGGAUGUACUUUGCCAUAACAAUAAAGAGAUACCGAGCUGUGAAGGAAGUUGGACAAAUUAAAAUGAGUGUUGGAGUCAUUGCGUACAACCAAUUGAUGCUUGUUUGCCAGGCUGAGUAUUUUCGUCAGUUGCUAAAACCUGUUACGUAGUCUAUCUUUGAGGGACAUUGGUUUGGGGGUGGGGAUUGCCUUGUAUUGUACUUCAUCAUUAAAAAGCUCCAGAGAGAUGAAGUUUUAGUUUGGAAAAGUUGCCAUUUGAUGUUAGAUGGAAAUUGGAAUCACCUUAGCACCUGCUGUUUAGUUUUAACAUUCCUUUAGGAACUUCCUUCCAGCUUUAGUACAGAAUAAUUGCCAGUUGCAUAGGCUAAAUCAGCAUUGCUUGUUGAAAUUCAGUCAGAUUGAACAGAUAAUAUAAUGCAGACUCAGGAAUAUUUUCUCCCGGAGAAGAUGGUACUUCCUUUGGCAGAUGACUCCAUUGAUGCUAAUGCUCAUAUGCAUGCUCCACUUGCUUCUGCCUUUGAUGCUUUUUUACCUCCAGCUGUGGGGCAGAUAACACCCUUUGAAAGAUUUAAAUUGCAACCCUCUGAGGCAUGCCCCAAGAAUUUUGUUAUCUUUGAUCAAACAGAUCAGCGAAGUAGGAUUAUGUUCAAUCCUGCAAUGACCUACAAAUUUAAUAGUCCUGGCUUAAAUGUUCAUGCUAAUUUUUCUCAAGAUUUUGAGAAGAAUAAAGUCAAUCAAAUGGAAAGAGAAUUGUCAUCUCCUUUUGAAGAAGAUCCUAAUGACAUUGAUGCAUUGUUGAGCAUAGGAGCUGAUGAACUAGAAGACUUUGAUGAGGAAGAAAUAAGCACAGCAAGGACUCAUGAAAAUUAUGAAAAUUUAUCUGAUACUUGCUCCAGUUAUUGCUCAAAAUCAAGGAAGAAGAGGCUGUCAUCAUCUUCUGUACACAAGUCUUCUGAGGCUAAUGAUGGGAAUAACAGGGAGAUAAAGAGGAUGGUGAGGAUGUUGAGAAAGAUCGUGCCUGGUGGAGGUAAUCAAAUGGAUUCUGUUACUGUUUUAGAUGAAGCUGUCAAGUACCUAAAGUCUCUCAAAGUUGAGGUGGAACAAUUUGGAGUUGAACCAUGAAGAUGUGAGAUGCUGCUGCAACAAUUGACUAUUUCUCCAACCUUGUUUGUUACUACCCUCUCGCACCAUCCAAGUUAUGACAACAGGUCUUGCAAUCUGAGUAAUAAAUUAUGACUGACAUUUUACUGAUUUAGGUCAUGUAAGAAAAUUCUAUAAAUAAUUGUACUUUUAGGUUGAGCUUUACUGUGUUGCUAUGCUGGCCUAAAACUCAAUUUUAUUUAUGCAUGCUUCUAUGUUAUGAAUGUACCAUAAAUAUAUAUGGCUCAAGUUAAAUGCUUCUGGUACCCUUGUCACAA
Molecule: messenger RNA, 2325 nt
Organism: Vigna umbellata (rice bean)
Lineage: Eukaryota; Viridiplantae; Streptophyta; Magnoliopsida; Fabales; Fabaceae
Source: RefSeq, a predicted model, not a curated record